This is a messenger RNA of Rosa rugosa (rugosa rose), 2820 nucleotides long. RefSeq lists its product as uncharacterized. Gene Ontology annotation, biological process: proteolysis. The coding region runs from base 307 to 2607 and encodes 766 amino acids. Gene Ontology annotation, molecular function: cysteine-type peptidase activity. The transcript is spliced from 10 exons. The record is from RefSeq and is a predicted model, not a curated record. Lineage: Eukaryota; Viridiplantae; Streptophyta; Magnoliopsida; Rosales; Rosaceae.
UCACCAAAGCAUCGAGUAACGAUCCUAUUUUCAGCAUUCGGCGCUUUUCCCUUUGUAAAUCAAAUGUGCACGUUAACUCAGAAAUGGCAGAGCCUUCAUCACAACUAACCACCAAUAAUCUCGUCCAAUACUUUGCCUUUCUCCCAUUCCUUAUUUAUUUCAUCCCCCAUUCACUCACCCAAUAACCCAAUAUAUAUAAAAACCCUACCUUUACUCAAUUCGGCCACACCCAGCAACCUAGUUCAUCAUCACAUUCACCUUCCACCCAAGUUCAACUUCAGUUAUCUACAAAUCUAAGAUUGUAAAAUGAGCAGAAAGCCGUUUCUUCAAAUUCGUUGCUCUGUGCUGCCAAUGUUGGAAACAAUGCGGAUAGUUAAGGACUGCCACUUGGAGUUGCUUCGGAGAACUCCAUUUUGGCCAUUGUUAGAAGCAUUUCGCAAUGGCACCAUUUCGGAAUCACAAUGUAAGGAGUAUCGAACUCCCAUACUCAAUAUCAUCCAAACUUUUAAUCCAGAGACAACAAGUUUUCAGUUUGGUAGUAGAGAUGUUACUAUAAGCACGGAAGACAUCUCUCAGAUUCUUGGACUGCCUCAACAUGGUGAAGCCGUUCUAUUCAAUCGCCCGGGCUCAUGUAAAUCAUACAAACCAGAGAUCAUUGACAGACAUUUCAAGAGAGGAGAAAGGCAGAACUACAAAUCGCUGCACAGUCUAUUGUUAAAAUUACUGAAUGGGAAAGAACAAACAGAUAUAGAAGAUGUUGUACGUCUUACCCUCAUGGAGCUAUUUGUCUCAUUUCUGUUUGCUCAACCAGAUACUACCCGUGUUCUAAUGAAAUAUUGUGAAGACUUAGACAACCUUUCAAAGUAUUCAUGGGCAGAAGCAGUGGGAAAGUUCCUAAACAAAUCUUUGAAAGCCCAGAGCAAAUUUGAUAUUUAUGGAUGCGGGCUUCUCAUACCAUUUUGGUUUUGUGAGAAAACAAAAAUUACACAACCAAUCAGUGGGAGGGAGGUAGUUGAGGGAAAUACACCAGCCCUAAUCAAAUGGAGCCUUCCGGAGCUGAACGCCAAAAUGCAACAAAUAGCCAUUUGCAAUAUUAAGCUUUUGUUCAAGGAGCAAGAUGGGGUUAAAGGAGAAACAAAAAGUGAAAAUGAUAAACAAGAGCACGAGGAAGGAGAAGUCGAUCAAGAUGAGCUAAAGAAGGUGGAGAAUAAGGGAAGAGGAAGAGGAUUAAGCAAACAAUUACGAGAAGUAGAGGAAAGAAGAAACCUCCAACACAACUAUGAAUUAUCUAACGUGAAGAACAACAUGGAAGAUAUGGAUGGAAAGAAGGAGUUGAUUAAAAAUGAUCAGCUAAAUUUUCAAAGCCCCUCCACUGCAAUUCAAUUGAGUCCAAGGGAUGAGAUUGAGGUAUCUCAAAUUGGCCAUGAAAUAAGGUCUCCACCAAAAGGAACUGCAGUAACAGUUAGAAAGCAGCAAUUGGAUCCAGAUUUUGUGUGUGAUGUAGUACCUAAAAAUAAGAAAGCAAAAAAGCAACAUGCUCUAUCUGAUCCAACUCCUGCAGUACCUUCAAGGUCAAUUCAGGAUCCUGCUGGCAAGAAAGAUCAACCUAUAAUAAUAAUUGAGGACAAUUCUGUUUCAGAAGAAGAGGAGAGCCCAAGGAAAUGGAUGAGCUCUAGGAAAGAAAGCUUCUGUUUUGAAAGAUAUGAGGUAUUCAAAUUAAUGGAUGAUGAACAUCAGCAAAAGGUGAAAGCAUUCUGGAAUAUGGCAGAUCCCAAGGAACUAUUCUGGAGCGGGAAGAAGGCAAGUGUCACACGUGAAGAUGUGGGAAAGUUACUAAAAGACACUGCAGUUCCUAGCAAUCUCAUUGAUGCAUUUAUGGAGUUAUUGGAACAACAACAACAAAAUUGUGUCAAAAAAUCAACAUACAUAUCAACUUUGUGCUGGAAUUAUUUACCAAUACAAGAUGCACGAAAGAAAGGCAGGAAAGGAAAGAAAGAUCAAGUGCGAGAUGAGGCUCGUGAUGAAAUGGGAUUGAAUCAAUUAGUUUUUUAUCAGCUAUUGAGGAGUGUGGCAAAAAGUGACUAUGUAUUCAUCCCAGUAAUAUCAAAGUUCCACUAUUCUCUCCUCAUCUUAAACAAAAAUGAAAAAAAAUGGACACAUUACAACCCUUUGAGGAAGAGAUCAGAACUUCAUAUUGAUCCAUGCUAUGAGGUUGCUAAGCAGAUGCAUCAAAUGAUACAGAAAUGGUUGUGUAUAACCCAAAAAGAAGCUCCAAAAAUGCUGCUGAAAGAAACAAAAAGGAAGAUGACAGGCAGACAGCAAGAAAGUUGGACAGAGGUGCCACUUAAUGAAGAUGAAAAAAGAUCGCUAACUUGGAUGGUGGAUCACAAUAUCAACUUCAAAUUAGAGAAUGAUCUCAAGUGUCCGCAACAGGAUUUUAAAUCAUUGGAUUGCGGCAUAUUUGUUAUGUACUACAUGAAUCAACUUUCCCAAGGUCUUCAGGUUGAAGAAGAGAUCAGUGAAUGCAGAAUGUGGGAAUUCCGGAAAGAUCUGAUUGAGCGUUUUGUGGAUCAUGAAAACAGCUGGACACAGAACUCAACCACAUGAAGGUAGAAAUAUGGAUAAAGCAGCCCUUCAUGUAUCAUUUUCUAGUUCUGAAUCACUGUUACUACAAAUGUUUACUAACCUAGAUCUGUAUUUCUGGCCACAUUGGGUAAUAUAUAAUGGAAUUUGGUAGUGCAUUUCAAGUUGGUAUACUUGCUUGGUGGAUGGUGCAAAGUGAAAUUGGUUAUUCACAAGUCACCAAAGAUCAUGACUGUA